AACGCAGAAUCUCCGCCUCUCUAUACACAGACAAAGCUGUUAGGGUAGGGCAACAGUAACUGACACUAACUCGAUGGCUCAAACCAGUCCAAACAGAAGAGUUCACGACUGGUCGAGUCUUCAUCAAGAUAUUGUCGACUCGAUCGCCAAACGAAUAGUCUCUCGGGCGGAUUUGAUUGCUUUUGCCGCAGUUUGUAAAGCAUGGAGAUCAGCUGCCAUCAAAGAAUACUUUACCAGCCGAUCAACACUGAAAUCUCCAGUGCUUAUGAUCCAAGCCAAGAACAAGGAGAAGGGCACUCCCACCCCUGAAUUCUACAACAGCUCAAAGAGUACGUGGUCAAAGGGUACGUUUCACAAACUUGGUCUGCUCGCACCCAAGAAAACAAAGCAGUCUUUUUAUUCUUCUCUAGGCUGGCUGGUGGCUGUGUCUGCGGAUUUGAAGGUUGAUCUGCUGCACCCUUUAAGCCAUGACCAGAUUGAACUUCCAGAUAUUAACAAAGUCAGAAACCAUCACCAGCAACAGAGCUUUUCCGGCGUGCCGUACGAGUUCAUAGCUAGUAAGUUUGUCUUGUCAUCAAGCCCUUCUUGGACGUGUGAUUAUAUAGUGACUGUUAUUUAUAGGAUUUUGGGAGGCUGGGGUUUUUGGAGACCAGGAGAAGAUGAAUGGACCAGUGUGGGGAGGAAUAUAAUGGAUCUUGCUUAUUAUAAAGGGCAGUUUUAUGCUGUGGACUUUGAUGGGAAUAUAAUGGUUUGUGAGAUUGCAGAGCCUGAGCAACCAAAAAUGAGGAUUGUUGUUCCGAAAGUGCCAAUGGAACCCAUGUGUGCUUCUGUUGAUCAAAGCCUUUAUCUGGUGGAAUCACAAGGGGCCUUGUUGGUGGUUCUGCGUCUUAGGCAAUGGUUCAGUUCAACAACUGAGUUUAGGGUUUUCAAUGUGCCAUUGGAGGGUCGUGGCAAGUGCUGGUGCCAUUGGUCGGAUUUGCAGGUAAAGAACUUGGGUGACAGUACCCUAUUUCUGGGACGCCAUAAUUCUUCCUUCUCUAUCGAAUGCAAGAAGAACAAGAACUUUGUAUGUUUGGGGAAUAGCAUUUGCUUCACGGUUGAUUUUUGUGAGUGUCUCGCACUUACCAAUGGAGAUAUGGACGCCAGUUAUUUUGUUUUCAAUAUGACAGAUGGGAAAAUGAAGCCUUGCUUGGGCAAACGCCUCAAUUUAAGAGCGCCAUAUUUAUGGAUUCAAGCACCAUUUUAAAGCCUUAGGUGAUUGUUGUAUUUUAAAAUCUCAUCUUUGGAUAAUCAAGCCAUGUUGGGUAAAAUUGGUUGGAGAUUACAUGCUAAAGAUAAGGGUUUGUGGGCUAAAUUUUUUGAGGAUAAGUAUCUGAAAGGCUGCUCUAUUUUGGAUAAUUCUCUGGAGGUUAGGAAGGAUUGUUCUGCCACUUGGAUGGGAAUUUUACAUGGCUCUAAGCGUCUUUUGCAGGGGAUGACUGGGCGAAUUGGUAUGGGGGAUAAGGUGAAGUUUUGGACUGAUAAAUGGUUGUCUGAUGUGCCUUUGAUACAUUAUGAGGGGGUGGUAGAGUUGUUGGACCUUGAUUGUCCUGUGUCAAGUUUCUUUAAACAGGGAUGGUGGGAUAUUAAGAAGCUGAGAGCUACUGUGCCUGAAGAGGUGGUGCAAAAGGUUAUUAGUUUCUCUUCUGGGUUUAAUAGUAAUUUGGAGGAUUCUCAGAUUUGGAAGCCUAAUGCCAAUGGGAUUUUUACUGUAAAAUCUGCUGAUCAAUUGCUUUUUGGAAGUCUUCGUGGCAGUUGAAACUUUCCCCCAAGUUGUAAGUUUUUAUCUGGCUUGCGUACCAGGAUAAAAUUAUUUCUAAUGAUCAGAGAGUUCAGAGGCAUUUAUCUAUGGAUUCUUCUUGUUCCUUAAAUGCUGUCCAUAUUCUCAGAGAUUGUAGUAAAGCCAAAGAGGUUUGGAGCUAUUUUUUGCAUCACAGUCAAGACAUUCAUUUCUUCUCUGCUGAUUUUUAGCAUUGGCUUAAGAAUAAUAUUUUCUCCAAGGCUUGUUGGUCUGGGAGCAUAUCUUGGAGUUCUGUGUUUGUGUUUAUUUGUUGGUAUUUGUGGAAAUGGAGAAACCAAUUUAUUUUUAAUGCUGAGGAGGUUGUUCCUUCUAAUCCGAGGCAGAUUAUUCUCUCUGCUGUUUCUGAGUGGAGCAAGGCUUCUUGUGGUUGUAGAGCAGUUGGGGAGAAAGUGCAAUCUCCUUUGGCUUGGGAUUUUCCUGGGACUGCAGUGGUCAAACUUAAUGUGGAUGGGUCUCAUAAAGCGGCUUUUGGGAAUAUUGGUGCUGGAGGCGUUCUUCGUGAUAGCAAAGGGGAAUGGCUUGGGGGAUUUGCUGUGAAUCUGGGGAAGGGCCAAACAUCUCCUUGCUGGUCUGCUGUGUAACUGCUGUGAUUUUCUUAGGCAGUUUGAGACGUACAAGAUUCACCAUAUUUUCAGAGAGAAGAAUUGCCUUGCUGACUGCCUUUCAAACUGGAGUUACAAUCUGGAUUAGGUAUUUGUUUCUUUGACACUGCUCCUGUUUGGGGUAGUGAAGCAUUGGUUGAUGAUUUGUUAGGCAUUUCUCGUGCUCAUUUGAUUGGUAUUGGAAGAGUGUAGCUGUUUUGGGGGUCUUCCCCCCUAUUUCAUUUAUGAAAAAAUCUCAUCUUU
Molecule: messenger RNA, 2685 nt
Organism: Prunus mume (Japanese apricot)
Lineage: Eukaryota; Viridiplantae; Streptophyta; Magnoliopsida; Rosales; Rosaceae
Product: putative F-box protein At3g25750
Molecular function (GO): protein binding
Source: RefSeq, a predicted model, not a curated record